AUGAAAUCAAAAAUUACUUUUGAUAUACGUGUGAGAAGAAAAGUAAUGUUGCGGGUAACACUAAUUUUGCUAUCCAUAGCCGCUCCUGCACUGUUCAGCGAUAACCGAUACAAGGAAUUUAUGGCGGAUUUUAAGCAUUGCAAGAGAGAACGACGGAUUAAUCCAUUUGAUUUGGAUCGGCUUAGAGUUGGUGAUUUAGAUGAUUCCAGUUACGAAGCGAAAUGUUUUCUUGCCUGUUUAUAUGAUAGAACUGGUAUUUUAAGGAAUGGUGUCUUGCAGAUUGAUAUUUUAAAAAAAAAUGUUGGAUACAUUGCCAAUCACGUGCUUCUAGAUGAAAUACUGCCGCCAUGUUACAAGGUAACCGGUACGAACAAAUGUGUUAUAGCUUUCAAAUUGAAGAAAUGCUUUCAAAAUAUUGGAUUUGAUGAAGUUUGGAUUACUGUGCCAUGGGAAGAAAAUAACGACCCACAGUAUAUUGCCGCAAUGAAAUUGAUCAACAGCUUGACAAAUAUGCAAUAUAGAGUUGCUUUUGCUUAAGAUACGCACAUACUUAUAGAAUCAUUUUGCGACAAAGAGCAAAGUUAAAUAAUUAUUUCUAUUCGCUACUUUCGGUGGAACUUAUCGCCAGUAUUACUGAUAAAAUGGAUUUUCAAAAAGCCUAGGAGAGUUUGUAUAAAAGUUCUAUUGAGUUUACGUAAAAG
Messenger RNA from Glossina fuscipes, 701 nucleotides. RefSeq names its product general odorant-binding protein 56d-like. Bases 1 to 537 code for a protein of 178 amino acids. The transcript has a single exon. Lineage: Eukaryota; Metazoa; Arthropoda; Insecta; Diptera; Glossinidae. The record is from RefSeq and is a predicted model, not a curated record. Gene Ontology annotation, molecular function: odorant binding.